AUGACGGAUCGAUCCAAGCUCAGCGAUGGGCUGCGCCGAUCUGAGAAUGAAGGCAUGGGCCUCGGGUUCUUCAAAACCAUCUACCCGCUUGCGAAAGCGGGCACCUCCUUCUUCACCACGCAAUCCCAAUACCGCUCUCUGGUGUCCGGCUCCGCCCUCGCCUCCUCUCUCGGCAACCUCUCCUGCGACGCCCGUGCUUCCCAAGCCCCGCAGAUCCUCUGCUUCCUCAACUCGGCCGCCUUCUUCGACUCCAAAAAGGGGCAACUCCUCGGCAACAUCAACAUCCCCGGCUUUUCUCGUAGUGGAAUAGACGCCAACACCCUCCUCGGCCCUUUGGCCUCCUUCGACGUCAACGCGGCAUGCGACUCACCAACCUUGCAACCGUGUCAUCCAAAGGUUUUGAGCACCUUCCAGGUGCUGGUCGACACCUUCCGCAAUGCGAGCCUCUACCCCAUCAACGCCGGAAUCUCGAAAAACAAGGGCGUGGCGCUGGGGAGGUAUCCCGAGGAUGUGUAUUACGCUGGAAACCCGUGGUAUCUGAUCACUUUGGGCGCGGCGGAGUUGCUGUACGAUGCGGUGGCGCAGUGGGAGAGGCCGGGGUUUGUGGCUGUUGAUAGCACCUCGCUGCCGUUUUUCAAGACUAUCUACCCGCUUGCUCGCGCCGGGACGACCUAUCGCGCUUGGCCGGGGGUUUUGAACGGGUUAUCACCCUUUUCUACCAUUCUGGCGGCCGUAACCGACUACGCUGAUAGUUUCGUCUCGGUCGUGCAGCGUUAUACACCCGAGUCCGGCUCGCUAGCAGAGCAAUUCCUCAAAACUCCCCCCUUCUCGCCAACAUCCGCCGACAAUCUAACCUGGUCCUUCGCCUCUUUCCUGUCAAUGACCCACCGCCGUAAUCGCCAAUUCCCAACAUCCUGGGUCCCUUCCACCCUUUCUGUUGUUCCUUCCAUCUGCGAGGCAACUUCUUACAAAGGCAGCUACGCCCCCGCCACAUCCGCCGGCGCCCCCAACCUCACAGUCACUUGCCAAUCCACCAUCCUGUUCCAAGUCAACGCCAGCACUUAUUACGGGGAAAACAUUUACUUGACCGGCAACUCUUCCGACCUCGGAAACUGGGACUUGGGGCAGGCGAUUCCGAUGCAGAGUAGUAACUAUACCAGUGAGAGACCGUUGUGGUUUGCCAAGGUGCCGUUGACGGCGGGGGAAAGUGUUGGGUAUGCGUUUGUUAGGGAGCAGGAUUGUGGGCAGGGGUGGAUUUGGGAGACCGAGAGUGUGACUGAAAAGAAUAGGACGGUGGAAGUGCCGGGGUGUGUGGAGGGUGAGGAGGAGACGGUUAGGGGAGUGACGGAUGAUGCUUUUAGGGGGAAGGGGGGAAGUUCGGGGGGUUGUUAGUAAGAUUUGAUGAGGAGGAUAAUGGAGGUGAGGUGGAGGGAUGGAAGGGGGUAAAGUCUUGAAAUGUUUUUGAGUUCAUUUGACGGUCUUGAAAAUAUGAAGUGUUUUAUACAAACUGUUGGAUCCAAAAAAAAUCGUUCUCGGUAUCUAGAGUAGUGUGUGUAAUGUGCAUGCCCCAUUUUUCAUCGUCGGGUAAAACUUACA
Neurospora tetraspora is the source of this 1596-nucleotide messenger RNA. Its product is annotated as Six-hairpin glycosidase-like protein. The transcript is spliced from 2 exons. Bases 1 to 1392 code for a protein of 463 amino acids. Gene Ontology annotation, biological process: polysaccharide metabolic process. The record is from RefSeq and is a predicted model, not a curated record. Gene Ontology annotation, molecular function: starch binding; glucan 1,4-alpha-glucosidase activity. Gene Ontology annotation, cellular component: fungal-type vacuole. Lineage: Eukaryota; Fungi; Ascomycota; Sordariomycetes; Sordariales; Sordariaceae.